Daldinia childiae is the source of this 1008-nucleotide messenger RNA. RefSeq names its product Retinol dehydrogenase 11. The transcript has 2 exons. The coding region runs from base 1 to 1008 and encodes 335 amino acids. NCBI's taxonomy places the organism in Eukaryota, Fungi, Ascomycota, Sordariomycetes, Xylariales, Hypoxylaceae. The record is from RefSeq and is a predicted model, not a curated record.
AUGUCUGCCUUUUCAGCGCUAUAUGGAGUUAGCUCCGUCAUCUCUUCAAAGAUUUUCGUGAAGCUUCCAGUUCCAAGUGGGAAUUCCGAGCUUUCUAACCAAACUAUUGUUGUGACUGGCGCUAAUACUGGCCUUGGAUUUGAAGCCUGUCUUCACCUAUCACGACUUGGUGUUGGGAAACUCAUCAUGGCCGUACGAACUAUAGCCAAGGGCGACGAUGCGAGAAAAAAGAUCCUCAAUUCCACUGGUCGACCUGAGUUCUCUAUAGAAGUAUGGCCUAUCGACAUGGAUAGCUAUGAUUCGGUCAAGUCAUUCGCGAACCGCACCUCUCAACUUCCUCGCCUUGAUGGCGUGUUAGCCAAUGCUGGUGUUAUGACCUCCAAUUUCAGCUUGAGCGAACACAACGAAAAGAAUCUCAACGUCAACGUCAUCAGUACCUUUCUGCUGUACUUGCUCCUCCUGCCAAAAAUGCGCGAAUCUAGCCAGAAUACAGGACACGUCUGCCGUUAUGCGAUCCCAAACAGUGCGCUACACUACAUUGCUCCGCUCGCCGAGUUGGACCCUAACAGUCCCAGCAUUAUCAACCGGCUGAAUGAUCCCCAGAAAGCUAAUAUGGCUGGUCGAUAUUCUCUGAGUAAGGUACUCGUUCUCUACGCCGUGCGCGAGUUUGCCGAAAGGACUAGUUCUUCCGGAAAGGGGGCGUGCAUCAUCAAUACGCCGAAUCCAAGCUUCUGCAAGUCUAACCUAGCAAACGAAUCCCAAGGAACCCGUGGCUUUAAGAUAUUCGAGAAGCUCUUAGCUCGAUCUACGGAAGAAGGUAGCCGUGUCUUAGUUCAUGGCUUGCUGGCUGGGCAAGAAACUAAUGGUCAGUAUCUGUCAAACUGUCAUGUCGAAGUCCCUGCGUACCACAUCACUGGGAAAUGGGGUCAAAAGGUUCAAAAGAAGUUUUUCGGUGAACUUAUGGAUAAACUAGAAGAUAUCCAACCUGGUAUCUCGUCAAAUAUUUAA